AUGAAAAAUCUAACAUCAGAGGACAAGGGGAUUUACCACUGUGCAUCUGAGGGUGGAAGAGUACAUUCUUCAUUCAAUUUGACCGUGAAAGAAGGUGACUGCAGUGACUUACCAAUUGCGAUAUCAGCUCAUGAGGGUGAAAACAUCAAUGUUACUUGCAAGUGCCCAUUUUACAAAUCUACAAUUUGUACAAACACCAAGCACUUCUCUAAAGAACACAAAACCUUCAUUGAAUCUGGCCUAAUUGACCAAAAGUCAUCGUCAGUAAAAUAUUCCUUGACUGAAAAGCCUAAUGCAAAUACGUUUAAUGUGACAAUUCACAAACUGGAAAUGAAGGAUGCUGGGAUGUACUGGUGUGGAUUCCAAACUGGUGGAGAGAAUAUUGCUUUGACAGCACAGGUGAAUCUACACAUCACAGGGAGGCUAGAAGAAGUCAGAGGAGUUGUUGGCGGAGGUGUGGCCAUUGUGUGCAAAUUCGAUGAUCAAGACCAACUCAAUCAAAAGCAAAGGUUCUUCUGCAAGGGCAAUGCUUCAACCUGUCCAUACCACGGGCUCUCAAGCACAGACAACAACAGAGUUGCACUUUACAGGUAG
Messenger RNA from Engraulis encrasicolus (European anchovy), 594 nucleotides. RefSeq names its product polymeric immunoglobulin receptor-like. Lineage: Eukaryota; Metazoa; Chordata; Actinopteri; Clupeiformes; Engraulidae. Gene Ontology annotation, cellular component: plasma membrane. The record is from RefSeq and is a predicted model, not a curated record. Gene Ontology annotation, molecular function: transmembrane signaling receptor activity. The coding region runs from base 1 to 594 and encodes 197 amino acids. The transcript has 3 exons.